AUGGCGCUGCUGACCGGGGACACGCUGGGGCUCCUGGCCGUGGCCGUGGCCGUGUUCCUGCUCCUCGUGGACCUCAUGCACCGGCGAGCUCGCUGGGCCAGCCGCUACCCGCCAGGCCCCACGCCUGUGCCGGGGCUGGGCAACCUGCUGCAGCUCGACUUCAAUAACGUGCCGUACUCCAUGAGCCGGCUUCGGGGCCGCUUCGGCGACGUGUUCAGCCUGCAGCUGGGCUGGACGCCCGUGGUGGUCGUCAACGGAUUCGCGGCCGUGCGAGAGGCGCUGGUGGACCGCGGAGAGGGCUCCUCCGACCGUCCGUCGAGCCCCACCUACGAGCACCUGGGCUUCGGGCCGCGCGCCCAAGGGGUGGUCCUGGCGCGCUAUGGGCACCCCUGGCGGGAGCAGCGGCGCUUCUCCGUGUCCACCCUGCGCGACUUCGGCCUGGGCAAGAAGUCCCUGGAGCAGUGGGUGACCGAGGAGGCCACCUGCCUCUGCGCCGCCAUCGCCGAGCAGGCGGGGCGCCCCUUCAGCCCCGGCUCGCUCCUGGAUAAAGCGGUGGGCAACGUGAUCACCUCGCUCAUCUUCGGGCGCCGCUUCCAGUACGACGACUCUCGCCUCAGCAGACUGCUGGGCCUGAUGGAGCAGUCCCUGAAGGAAGACAGCAAUUUGCUUCGCGAGGUGCUGAACGCGAUCCCAGUGCUCCUGCGCAUCCCGGGGCUGGCUGCCAAGCUGUUCGCAGGGCAGAAGGGCUUCAUGAGCAUCCUGGAUGAGCUGAUUGCUGAGCACAGGCUGAGCCGGGACCCAGACCAGCCGCCCCGAGACCUGACCGACACCUUCCUGGACCAGGUGGAGAAGGCCAAGGGGAACCCGGAGAGCAGCUUCAAUGAGGAGAACAUGCGCAUGGUGGUGUCUGAUCUGUUUUUUGCCGGGAUGGUGACCACCUCGACCACACUGGUCUGGGCCCUCCUGCUCAUGAUCCUGCACCCCGAUGUGCAGCGCAGAGUCCAAGAGGAGAUCGAUGAGGUGAUCGGGCAGGGGCGGCGACCAGAGAUGGCGGACCAGGCCCGCAUGCCCUUCACCAUGGCCGUGGUCCACGAGGUGCAGCGAUUCGGGGACAUCAUCCCUCUGGGCGUGCCCCACAUGACUUCCCGAGACAUCGAAGUGCAGGGCUUCCUCAUCCCCAAGGGGACAACGCUCUUCCCCAACCUGUCCUCGGUGCUGAAGGACGAGACCAUCUGGAAGAGGCCGCACCGCUUCCACCCCGAGCACUUCCUGGACGCCCAGGGCCGCUUCGUGAGGCAGGAGGCCUUCAUGCCCUUCUCAGCAGGCCGCCGCUCGUGCCUCGGGGAGCCGCUGGCCCGCAUGGAGCUCUUCCUCUUCUUCACCUGCCUCCUGCAGCGCUUCAGCUUCUCCGUGCCUGCGGGGCAGCCCCCGCCCAGUGACUAUGGGGUCUAUUCCGUGCUGGUCACCCCCUCCCCCUAUCAGCUGUGCGCGGUGCCCCGCUAGCGGGGUGCAGCCGGCCCCCACCACUCCUGUGCCGGGAACCCCGCUGUACAAUAAACCAGCCUGUGGCUCUGGCCUGACCUGGCCUGCCAGGCCCUCCGCUCUGUCACGCGGCUCUAGACCUGCGUGCAGGGCCGCGGUGGCGCUGGGUGUUCCUCGUGGCCAGUAAGGCUGUUUCACCAAACACCCUCUGGGCUCUCUCUGCUCUGACCUCCUAGAUUAUAACCCUCUUCACCUAGAACCCUUGCCCAGGCGGGGCCUCCUGCUUCCUCCUGUUCCAGCCCGCAGUGCUGUUCUGGUCCCAGCUUUUCUUUUUCCUGAGUCACGGCCAGUUCUUCUUAAAUGAGACACAAAAUGCCUAUGCCACAUAUUUAAAUUUCUAUACUACAAAGUCAUGAAGGUGAAGACAAACGAGAAAUAGGUAUUUGCAGUCUAUGUGGCAAAGGAUUACUACAGGGACUAUUAAAAAGCAUUCCUACGAAUCGAUAAGACAACAAAUGAAAGAGGGGCAAAGAAUAUGAAGAAAUGUAAGCGACCACAUAAAUAGCUCAAUUUCAUCAGUAAUCAAGGAGCUAUUAUUUUCUCCACGUAAAUUGGCAAAAAAAAAAAAUUGAAAGUGACAAUAUUAAAUGCUGAAGUGGAUGAAGGAAACCAGUGUUUUCACUGAUGAGAGGGCAAUUUGGAAAUAUCUAUUAAAAUGCACAUCCCUUUG
Molecule: messenger RNA, 2212 nt
Organism: Talpa occidentalis (Iberian mole)
Lineage: Eukaryota; Metazoa; Chordata; Mammalia; Eulipotyphla; Talpidae
Product: cytochrome P450 2D14
Exons: 9
Coding region: 1-1503 (500 amino acids)
Biological process (GO): arachidonate metabolic process; xenobiotic metabolic process
Cellular component (GO): intracellular membrane-bounded organelle; cytoplasm
Molecular function (GO): iron ion binding; heme binding; oxidoreductase activity, acting on paired donors, with incorporation or reduction of molecular oxygen, reduced flavin or flavoprotein as one donor, and incorporation of one atom of oxygen
Source: RefSeq, a predicted model, not a curated record